AGCUAAGGCGUGGUUUAUAAACAGGGAGGGCACUUUGUGACGUCAUUUUGGCGCUUGGAGUAGUGCGAGUGCAAAAAAAAUCACAGACGCUGAAGUUGAGUUUCCUCCACGUUGUUUCAGGGGUAAAUGUCGUUCUGUUUUGUACCAUUUGAUUUAAAUUACUUAGGCAGAUUUCAGAAUGUCUGAUAGACAAGGAGCUAGACCCAAGCGAAGGAGGAGUAGUUCAUUGUCUAGAAAGAGCAGGACUGUGCAGAAGACUAAAAGACGUAGUUCAUCUUCAGAACAGAGACGAAAGAAGUUAAGGAGAAACAAAGCAGGCAGAAAGAGUGUCAAGAAGCGAAAACGCAGGGUAGUGAAAAACAAAUUGAAACACAAGACACCAGUGAAGAAGAAAUUCAAGAAGAAAAGAGGUGAAGAAGGACCUGUCAAGAAAAAGCCAGCAAAAGGGAAAGGAAGUAAAAGGCUUCUAGGUGGUCAUAUGUCUAUAGCAGGAGGUAUUUGGAAAGCAGUUCAUGAUUCUGUGAUAGUGGGAGGCACUGCAUUUGCCAUGUUCCUUGGCUCUCAGCGAACAUGGAAAAGCAAACCCAUUGAUGAAAGAGCAGCAGAAAGGUUCCGCCAAGCCUGUGUUGAAUAUGGAUUUCAUCCCAGUGUGAUCUUGCCACAUGGCUCCUAUCUAAUGAAUUGUGGUUCUCCCAGGCGGGAUAUUUUUCAAAAAAGCAGAUCAAUGCUGAUUGAUGAGCUGCGACGCUGUGAACAACUUGGCCUGACUAUGUUUAACUUUCACCCUGGAUCAACUCUAAAUGAAAUCAGUGUGGAGGAGUGUCUUGAAAGAAUAGCAGACUCAAUUAACUAUGCCCACCAGCACACCAAUAAGGUCAUGACUGUAAUUGAGAAUAUGUGCUGUCAAGGAAACACAGUUGGGGGAAGAUUCUCAGAAAUAAAAGGAAUUAUUAAAUUGGUGAGAAACAAAAAGAGGAUUGGGGUCUGUUUAGAUACUUGCCAUGCAUUUGCUGCAGGGUAUGACCUGUCAGCAAGGGGUGGAGUGAAGAAAAUGCUAGAUGAGUUUGAUGCACAAGUUGGCAUGAAGUACCUGAUGGCCAUUCAUCUAAAUGACUCUAAAGGAAUGUUGGAGUGUCACAAAGACCGUCAUGAGAACAUUGGUUAUGGACAUAUUGGCUUAGAUGGGUUCCGUCAGGUUAUGAAUGAGCCCCGUUUACGCAAAAUUCCAAUGAUUCUCGAGACGCCCCACAGGCCCAACUUUGAUUAUGAAAAGGAGAUUAAACUACUGCGUUCUCUUUGUAACUGAAGCACACGGCUUGGACUGUUUCUUGGACAGAAGUUGAAACGUGAACUGGCUAGUUUCAGUCGGUGGCAUCAGUUUUCUUUCACUACACCACACAAGGUACCGAAGAAGUAGUAUUUUCAACUUUUUCCUCACUAAGUAUUAUUUUGGUGCCUCUCCCAAGUAGUGGGAUACCUGGACAAUUUAUUGUGAACACCUGUAUGAUAAGAUAUUUUACUUUGUGCCUUUUUUGAAACACUGAUUCUCUAGAGGAAAGAAAACUACUAACUGAAUGAAAAUAAAGCAGAAAGCAUAUUGUUAACAAGAGAAUCCUGUCUUUAGAAUAUUUAAAGAAAAAAAGUUGAACAUUGUUGUAAUACAGAAUUCAUGCAAGUUCAAAAGGUAGCAUGGCUGCACCUGGCAAAUAUUUGGCUUUGCUAAAGUCCGUUUUUUUUUUUAUUGUACUGUACAUGGUUAUAUGUUUGUAUAUUUUGUUUAUUUUGUUUAAAAUAAAUUAAUUUUUAAAAUUUUA
Messenger RNA from Erpetoichthys calabaricus (reedfish), 1814 nucleotides. Its product is annotated as probable endonuclease 4. NCBI's taxonomy places the organism in Eukaryota, Metazoa, Chordata, Cladistia, Polypteriformes, Polypteridae. Gene Ontology annotation, cellular component: mitochondrion; nucleus. The record is from RefSeq and is a predicted model, not a curated record. The transcript has 10 exons. Gene Ontology annotation, molecular function: phosphoric diester hydrolase activity; DNA-(apurinic or apyrimidinic site) endonuclease activity; DNA binding. The coding region runs from base 179 to 1306 and encodes 375 amino acids. Gene Ontology annotation, biological process: base-excision repair.